This is a messenger RNA of Peniophora sp. CBMAI 1063, 732 nucleotides long. Lineage: Eukaryota; Fungi; Basidiomycota; Agaricomycetes; Russulales; Peniophoraceae. The record is from the annotation of a GenBank genome assembly.
AUGUUAUCCACUCAGCUCUCCACACUCGCCAUGCUCGCAGCUGGCCUGUCCGUCUCUGCCGCUCCUGCUUCUGUGAAGCGUGGCGAUGCAUCUCCCGCACUGGCGGCGCGUGUACCCCAGUUCAACACCACUCUGCCCAACCAGCUUCCCGUUCAAGGCGUACUGCCUUUCGACAUCACUCUCACGCCUGGGGCGCAAAACACCACGGUCGGCCUUCCUGCUGGCUUCCCAUUCAAACGCAGUCUCGAAGCCCGCCAGUUCAACGCCACCUUGCCCAACCAAUUGCCCGUCGAGGGCAUUAUCCCCUUCGACAUCACCCUUACGCCUGGCGCGCAAAAUACCACCGUCGGCUUGCCUUCGGGCUUCCCAUUCAAGUUCAAGCGCGAUGAUGACGAUGCCUCGAACUCUGACGACGAUAUCGACGACGGCGUAUUCAACUUCACCCGCAACGCCCAUCUCCCACUCUGGACCAAAAUUCCUAUCGGCCUCUUCCCCGAGAACGGCAACACCACAGACAACGCAAACGACACCGACACCGAUACCAGCGGCGGAUUCCCAUUCGUAUUUUGGGGCGACGAGGGCGACGAGCAGGACUCGAACGCCGAGAAGAGGCAGUUCAACUUUACGCUGCCUAAUCGGCUUCCGGUCGAGGGCAAGCUUCCGUUCGGGUUGAAUGUUACGGGUGGGGAGCAGAACAGUACUGUUGGAGUUCCUUCGGGCUUUCCUUUCUAG